UAAUUAUCAGCAUCACCACCUUCCUUACGUAUUCGUUUUUUUAUGCAAUAUAUGUUGGUAUAUGUGUUAGUCUAUGUCUAUGUUAGUAUAUUGUAUGUUUGCAUGAUUACAUUCCAGCAGAAAGCAGAUGAUGAACAGCAGGUUUCAGAAGAGGAGGAGAAGCAGAAAGACGAAAACGAAGAGGACAAGGAAAAUAAAAACGGAGAAGAAGAAGAAGACAAGGAAAAAGAAGACAAAGAAAAAGAAGAAAGCCCUAAAGAAGAAAACACACAAGAAGACGAAGACGAAGACAGCGGCGAAGAGGACAUAUCGGACGCGAAGGACGACAUAGUGGAAGGGUUGAAGAGCCAGGACAAGAGGCGCCAGCUGGUCUGCGCCGAAAAGGCCCGUCUUCUGCUCUCCUCGCCCCGGCCGCCGCUGAACCAGCUGAUCGCCGCCGGUGUUCUGCCGCCCCUGGUCCUGUGCAUGGCCAGGCAGGACGCGUGAGUAAACUGGCGAAAGGGCGGUGUGGGUGACGGAAUCUGAGUAAUUAAAGGACGCGCGAGUGACUAGCGCAAGGGCGGUGUGGGUGACGGAAUCCGCGAGUGAGUAACGAAAGGACGCGUGAAUAACUGGCGAGUAACAGAAUCUGUGAAUGAGUAACGAAAGUAUUUGAUUUAGUAACGAAAGGACACGCGUGAGUAACGGAUGAACAC
Penaeus monodon (black tiger shrimp) is the source of this 695-nucleotide messenger RNA. Its product is annotated as glutamic acid-rich protein-like. The transcript has 2 exons. Bases 43 to 486 code for a protein of 147 amino acids. Lineage: Eukaryota; Metazoa; Arthropoda; Malacostraca; Decapoda; Penaeidae. The record is from RefSeq and is a predicted model, not a curated record.